GAAAACUAUGCCUUUGAAACAGAUUUCCUGAAAGGUUGACAAAAUUCUAUAUUUAAAAAUUUCAAUAUCGUUGUUAACGCUCAAGCUCAGGCCCUAAUCACCUGCAAAUCAUGAACGUACGAAGCUUCAGUAUGCUCAAAACCUGCUGGCGCACAUUUCCAAGACGGUUCGCUACAAAAGUAACAACAGUUGGCGGUGAUGAAAUUGGUAGCGGGACAGGCAUUGGACAAAUCACUGGACGCGUGCGAUACAACGAAGGCGGGCCUCAUAAGAUAAACACGCCGUCUAAAGAAAUUGUUACGGACUUGCCGCCUCUCACCGAAGCACUGCCCAAUUUGCCAACCGCUGUCUAUGCAGAGCCGCUGGCCGAGAGUGCUACCACAAAAGUGACGACGUUAGUCAAUGGACUGCGCAUUGCGUCGGAGCCACGUUUCGGACAGUUCUGCACGGUUGGUCUAGUGCUGGACUCUGGACCACGCUAUGAAGUAACUUAUCCCAGUGGCGUCUCACAUUUUCUGGAAAAGCUUGCGUUCAAUUCCACAGUUAAUUUUCCCAACAAGGAUGCUAUACUCAAAGAGCUCGAGAAGAAUGGCGGCAUUUGCGACUGCCAGAGCUCACGAGACACGCUAAUUUAUGCCGCCAGCAUUGAUAGCCGUGCGCUUGAGUCUGUUACACGCCUGCUGGCCGAUGUGACUUUGAGGCCCACGCUAAGUGAUCAGGAAGUGAGCUUAGCGCGUCGUGCAGUCAGCUUUGAGCUGGAAACAUUAGGCAUGCGGCCAGAGCAAGAGCCCAUAUUGAUGGACAUGAUACAUGCGGCUGCUUACAGAGACAAUACGCUGGGAUUGCCAAAGUUAUGCCCUCCACAGCAACUGGAAAAUAUUGAUCGUAAUGUGCUGAUGAACUAUUUGAAAUAUCAUCAUACACCAGAUCGUAUGGUUAUUGCAGGCGUCGGCGUUGAUCAUGACGAACUGGUAGAACAUGUCAGAAAAUAUUUUGUUGAAGAUGAGGCAAUUUGGAUAUGUGAAGACGUAAGUGCCGACAGUCCCAAACAAGUGGAUACCUCCGUAGCGCAAUAUACUGGUGGUUUAGUCAAAGAACACUGUGAAAUUCCGAUCUAUGCGGCCGCUGGUUUGCCAGAGCUGGCGCAUGUGGUGCUCGGCUUUGAGGGCUGCUCCCAUCAAGAUCCAGACUUUGUGCCUUUGUGUGUGCUCAACAUAAUGAUGGGCGGCGGCGGCUCAUUUUCAGCUGGUGGCCCCGGCAAGGGCAUGUACUCGCGUCUCUAUACCAAAGUUCUAAAUCGGUAUCAUUGGAUGUAUAGCGCAACUGCAUACAAUCAUGCCUAUGCAGAUACCGGUCUCUUCUGCAUACACGGCAGUGCACCGCCACAGCAUCUGCGUGAUAUGGUUGAGGUGCUAACGCGUGAGCUGUUAAAUAUGGCUACCGAACCGGGGCGAGAGGAGCUGAUGAGGUCCAAAAUACAGUUGCAAUCCAUGCUGCUAAUGAACCUCGAGUCACGACCUGUGGUAUUCGAAGAUGUGGGUCGACAAGUGCUGGUCACGGGGCAUCGCAAGCGACCGGAGCACUUUAUCAAGGAGAUUGAAAAAGUUAGUGCAGCUGACAUACAACGUGUGGCCCAAAGACUGCUCAGCUCGGUGCCAUCGGUAGCUGCACGUGGCGACAUACAGAAUUUGCCAGAGAUGACGCAUAUAAGUAACGCUCUAAGCAACAGUGGGCGUUCGCUUGGACGUCGUUUGUCGCUAUUCAAGUAGCUGUAACAAUUUCAGAACUUGCAUUAAACACGCGUUGUUAAA
Molecule: messenger RNA, 1811 nt
Organism: Drosophila busckii
Lineage: Eukaryota; Metazoa; Arthropoda; Insecta; Diptera; Drosophilidae
Product: mitochondrial-processing peptidase subunit alpha
Exons: 6
Coding region: 111-1769 (552 amino acids)
Cellular component (GO): mitochondrion
Molecular function (GO): metal ion binding; metalloendopeptidase activity
Source: RefSeq, a predicted model, not a curated record